Pipistrellus nathusii (Nathusius's pipistrelle) is the source of this 2070-nucleotide messenger RNA. The record is from the annotation of a GenBank genome assembly. NCBI's taxonomy places the organism in Eukaryota, Metazoa, Chordata, Mammalia, Chiroptera, Vespertilionidae.
AUGGACCGAGUGACCAGAUACCCCAUCUUCAGCAUCCCCGACUCGCCAGGCAUGGCGGGCCUGGCUCUCAAUGGGGACGCCAGCUACACGUACCAGCUGGUGCAUGUGGAAGCCUCGGACAGCGACUGGGGCCCGGACCAGACUGCAGGGUGGGGCGGUGACCGCAAGGCCCAGCCGGACGUGCUGCAGGCAAGGGCGCCCCGCAGCCUGCGCACCUGCCUCGGCCAGCCGUCCCUGCGGCCCGAGGAUGAAGAGGAGGACGAGGAGGUGGACGAGGAGGUGAAGGCCUACGGCCUGCAUAGCGGGGACGCCCGGCCCAGGCGGCCGCCCGACCUGGAGCAAGAGCGCCGGGCGGUCAUCCAGGGCCAGGCGGUGAGGAGGAGCGGCACGGUGGCCACGCUGCACGGCGCCCCUGACCCGGGACGGCCUCCGCUCAGCCCCCUGGAGGACAGCGUGGUGGACAGGGAGCAGAUUAACUUCCUGGCGGCGAGGCAGCAGUUCCUGAGCCUGGAGCAGGCCAACGCCAGGGCCCCGCCGACCCCGCCGGCCCCGGCCCCGCAGACGCCGCAGACCCCGCCGGCCCGGGCCCCGCAGACCCCGCAGGCCCCGCCAGCCUGGGCCCCGCAGAACCUGCAGGCCCGGGCGGCUCCGGAGUGCGCUCCCCCCAGGCUCAGCCAGGCCCCCCAGGCCCCGAACCCACCGCUCCUCGUAGCCAAUGGCUAUGGCUACGCCGCCUCGGCCCAGCCCCGGGUGAAGGAGGUGGGCGCGGGAGAGAAGAGGCUCCGCGGUUUGCCCCAGGGGCCCGGUGUCCAGGCCAUAGGAGACCCCGGCGCCUGGCCCCCCGCGCGGUCCCCGGAGGCCCCCCCGGAGACGCCCAUCGAGCGGGAGAUCCGGCGGGCCCAGGAGCGCGAGGCGGCGCUGCGGGAGCAGCGGGGGCUGCGGCGGGCCGGGGCCCCCGAGGAGCUGGUGCAGAUCCCCGCGCGGCCCCUGCUGGCCACGCUGAGCCCGGCGGCCCCGCGGCGGGACCGGGGGCGCCCCUCGCUCUACGUGCAGCGCGACCUGGCGCAGGAGACGCAGCGGGAGGAGGACCACCGGCGGCGGGAGGAGGACCACCGGCAGCGGGAGGGGGACCACCAGCGGCGGGAGGGCCUGCAGGGGGACAGGGCGCCCAAGCCCGAGGGCAAACCCGGGGGUCCCCAGCCCGGACUCAGGAGAGCGCUGAGCUCAGACUCCAUCCUCAGCCAGGCCCCAGACCCCCCCAGGGCGGCCGACCCCCCCACCCCAGAGCUGAGGAAGGUGAGCCGCAUCCCCCCGGAAGCCUACCAGCCGUACCUGGGCCUGGGGGCCCCCCAGCAGCAGGUCCCGGCCUCCCCCGCACCCGGCAGGCCCGGCGGGCUUCCCGCGGGCGAGGUCAAGGCCUCAGGGCCGCAGAGGCCGCCCUCGGAACCCUCCAGAAAGCCUCCGGGCACCAAGCAGGAGGCCUGGAGGCCCCCCGGGGGGGCCCCGCCCGCCCACAGGGGCAUCGUGCGGUGGGAGUACUUCCGCCUGCGCCCCCUGCGGUUCGGGGUCCCGGAGGCGCCCCGGAAGGCGGAGGCCCCCCGCACCUGGGGCUGGGAGGUGGCCGGGGCCCCGGCUCUGAGGCUGCAGAGGUCCCAGUCCUCCGAGCUGCUGGAGCGGGAGGUGGAGAGCGUGCUGAGGCGGGAGCACGAGGUGGCGGAGGAGCGGCGCCACGCUCUCUUCCCCGAGGUCUUCUCCCCGCAGCCCGGCGGCGACGGCGACCCGGACUCCAGGAGCUCCUCCCGGGCGUCGGGCACCACCGGGAGUUACUCAGUGUCCGAGUCACACUUCUUCACCCCCAUCCGCCUGCACUCGGGCCUGGUGUGGACGGCAGAGGCCCCCGCGGAGGCUGCUCCUGGGCAGGGAAAGAAGAAGGAACAGUGGUAUGCCGGCAUCAGCCCCUUGGACCACGUCAACUCGGAGCUCCUGGAAGCCACGCGGGUGAUUCGCCACAAGAACGCCAUGGCUGAGCGCUGGGAAGCCGGCGUCUAUGCCAGCGAGGAUGAGGACUGA